CCGGAAGUUAUUUAAAUAAUAUGAAUCAUCGUUUAGCCUAAUGCUAUUGCAGCCUAGCUUGUCGACCAGUUGGCAACUAUAUAAAGACUAGCGCAACCCAUCUCCUUGCGCUUAAUGUUUUGUUUGAUCAUCCUUCCAUUUGUGACCGUCAUGGCUAUCAAUGACUUUGAAACAGUAGACGCCAACAUACUCGAUAUGGCCAUGGCUGCACUUGCUUCUGAGCCCGGAGGCCGCGCCGUGGUGCCCUCUUACGAGGCCAUCCUUAGUGCCCACCAGUCCAUUCAUCUUACCCGGGACGCCAAGCGACUCUACUGGACCUUGAGCGGCCCGCUGAGCACUGCCAUCUGGGUUAUGGAGGAGACUUUCUACCAUCCAGACUUUCCCCUGGAGCCCUACUACUGCCCAGCAACGUCAGAGAUGGGUGCUGCGAGCUGGUCGCCAGUGUCACAGUCGCCAUUGACUGACCCCAAGAUCUCCUCGGUCACCGUGCGCGUCGACCACCUUGAAAACUGGGAGGAUCAGUGGUACGACGUCCACCGAGAGCAUACAGAACCCGAUUGGGACCACAAUGAGAAUGAUAUGUUCCGUUGGGGGCACCUCCUAGACUACGACCCGGACGAGGACGAGGAUGGACCAGAGCAUUUGUUGAAGUGCUGUGGAGAGGAGAGGCCGCGAAAGAAAAGUACUUCUCUGUUAGUGGAAGCCAAAGGAGGCUUUGUCACUAUUCACGACUACGUCUCGGCGGUUCAUCCCUGGUUGAUGGGCUUGCGUAAUGACAUCUUGCAGGCCGCGGGAGAUGUUCUGGACUCCGUGCCAUUGCCACCAAACACCAAAUUGAUGGUAAAUUAUCCUGGGCCGGAUAGCUUGGCGGUGGCAGAGGAGAAGCAGUGGUUUCAAGCGCGCAAAAGGACGCUUUCUCACUACUACAUAAUGGCACGAAUGAGUUUAGCAGAGCAGAUGAAAUGGCGUUCUAGGAACAUGUAGUUUUGUGACCUUUAGAAAGGUUAUGAUAUUUGAGGGAUAGUGAAAAUGAAAAUAGUGAAUUGACCGAUUA
This is a messenger RNA of Truncatella angustata, 1054 nucleotides long. RefSeq lists its product as uncharacterized. The coding region runs from base 115 to 984 and encodes 289 amino acids. The transcript is spliced from 2 exons. The record is from RefSeq and is a predicted model, not a curated record. Lineage: Eukaryota; Fungi; Ascomycota; Sordariomycetes; Amphisphaeriales; Sporocadaceae.